AUGGCAUUUUGGUGGAAGAAGACACCCAAGACUGCUUCCGAUUAUGCCAAACUUCUCUCUGAGCAGUUGAACAAGUUUGAAAAUGCAACAACCAUUGAUAGUCGAAGGAAAGUACAGGAUGAUUGCAGCAAGUACUUAACGGGUACUAAACACUUUCUGCUAGGAGAAGUAGAACCUGAGCCAACUCCAGAGGCUGUUGACGAACUUUAUGGCGCAAUUUACCAAUUGGAUAUUCUGCGUGAUCUGCUUGUUAAUUUGCCAGAACUUGAGUUUGAAGCUCGGAAAGACGUGGCUCUCAUUUUUGCAACAUGCUUACGACACUCUAGAGAUAACAAAUUUGUAACGGUGGACUACCUAGUUACGCGACCCAAUGUUGUUGCAUUAAUGCUGCGAACGCCAGAGUUGGCACUCUCUAAACCGAACAGCAGCGACCUUUUCUUGAAAGCUGGUUUUAUCAUAUUGGAAGCUUUGAAAUACGAACAACUGUGUCGAAUUAUGCUUCGCGACCCUCAGAUCUGGCUAUUUUUCGAUUUCGCGAAGGGCGGUUCUUUCGAAGUCAGCACGGAAAGUUUUCAAAUCCUUACCAAUCUCUUCACAAUCCAUCAGAAACCGGUAGCCACAGAGUUUUUCAGUCAACCUAUAAAUCUUCAAAAAUUCAUUGACAAGAUAAAUAAACUCAUGGCACAUGGAAAUUAUGUGACCAAACGGCAAAGCGUAAAGCUAUUACAUUCCUUAAUUAUGAUACGGUCAUACAAUCAUUUGCUCACAGCUUAUAUCAAUUCUCCAGAUAAUUUGAAGUUAAUCAUGAUCCUUUUAAGCGAUCGAUCCAAAAAUUUGCAAUUGGGAUCUUUCAAUAUCUUUAAAGUCUUUGUCGCUAAUCCUCGCAAAUCCAAGCCUAUACUGGAUAUAAUGGUGAAAAACAGAGACAAGCUCCUGCAUUACUUAAUGUCUUUCAAUACCGAUAGUAAAGACGCCACAUUCCUCGACGAAAAAGAAUACGUUGUACAAGAGAUUGAAUCACUACCAAGGCUGGUUUCCCCCAAUAGUGACCCUUCUUUAGGAACUUCUCCUUAA
Messenger RNA from Lachancea nothofagi CBS 11611, 1074 nucleotides. The record is from the annotation of a GenBank genome assembly. NCBI's taxonomy places the organism in Eukaryota, Fungi, Ascomycota, Saccharomycetes, Saccharomycetales, Saccharomycetaceae.